Capronia epimyces CBS 606.96 is the source of this 1491-nucleotide messenger RNA. RefSeq lists its product as uncharacterized. The transcript has 3 exons. NCBI's taxonomy places the organism in Eukaryota, Fungi, Ascomycota, Eurotiomycetes, Chaetothyriales, Herpotrichiellaceae. The record is from RefSeq and is a predicted model, not a curated record. The coding region runs from base 1 to 1491 and encodes 496 amino acids.
AUGGGCGAUGUCAUUGAAUCAUUUCUAACCCACCCAGACCCGGAGCGAUUCGGUGGGUGUCUGGACGGAAAAGAAAAUCUGCUUGAUAACCAUGGACAACUUAAGAAGAAACAGUCCCCAGGUGCAAGACCAUGGAAAAAUGCGUACAAAAUUACGUGGCUCAGAAAAUUCCAAGCUACUCCGUCUGAUUCAGAGAAACAACUACAGAGGAGUCGCAGAUGGUAUCAAUCGGCCAGUAUUGGACGCUGGUGCUGGACUGUGAUUCCAUACAUCAUAGUCGUGGGUUCCGGCAUCUACUUUCUCGUCACGUCUCUCACGACCGUGGCCGGCAGAGCUGGCAGUCGCACAUAUGCAUUCAGUAUGACCUGGGGUGCAGCAGACCAGAAUGCCCUCGGUCUGCUCAACAUGAACAUUACCAGUAGGCAGCCUGCGCUCACGAAGAGGGAGCAUGUUUCUAACCUUCUUUUUCCAGGAUCUAGCCCCACGUUGCGCAACUCCAUUAUCAUGUUCGCGAAUAUGUGGCAUUGGCUUUUAUCAUUGCUUUAUAUCCAAUGCAACUCCGUCCUGACAUGCAUGUGCGCCGAGGCCGAAUGGCAGAGUUAUGCGAGGAAACGAAAGAGCCUCCGUGUGACAACACCUCGAGGACUGCAACGGUCCACAUACUUUGUUUCGGUGCCCAUGCGUUACGGUCUCGCCUUCCAAUUGGCAUUUCCCGUGCUUCAUUGGACGCUCUCGCAGGGGGUGUUUCUCGUCGUCAUCCAAGGCUUUUGGCAAGGCUCUGCCGAAUACGAAGGCACGAACAACUUGCCCUUCCUGGCAUUCAGCUUCUGGCCAAUCUUCACAUCGAUCUUGAUUGGGAUUUCCAUCCUGUCUGUGCUGGUGACGGUAUCUCUCAAGAGACAUGCAAAUAUCAUGCCCAUGGGCGCAACCUGCAGCGCUGUCAUCAGUGCGGCUUGUCAUCCUCCCGCUGAGGAUGUCGAGGCACACUUGUUUCCUGUGCAAUGGGGACGUGUGCCUCCAAGGGCAAAGUCUUUGGCUAAGCUUGCGGACACCGAGAAUCCUUCUGGUUCCGACGAGGUAGACACGACCCUGGCACAGCACCACGUCACAUCCAACCCCCCCGAACCACAACACUUGGAGAUAACCAGCCAAUCUGGGCAAUCUCAAUCUGUGAAGGGGCACCACUACGAGCUCGUGCCACCGUCAGCCUCCCGCGAUGACCAGAACCUUCAGGGAAGCGAUAUUGAUUCGACCGCGGAAGAGCAGCAGCAGCACAGUGGACGCGAAGAGGAUGUGCCCCUUAUGAUGCAAGUAUCCCCUUCACAGCGGUCGAUGGUUAAACCGCCGAGUUGUACUACGACCGAAAUACGCACGCCGGCGCAAGAUAACAUGCGCCACUACACCUUCACCACAUAUGCCCACGUCGAGUGCGCCACAAGCGAGGAAAAGUAUCCUGACCUCUACCUGAAACACGAUUGCGAGUAUCACUAG